CUUUCACUUUCUGUUUCUGCACUGAUUGAGGAUAGGAUUGCACUGGUUUCCGUCAGCUGAGUGGUCACUGUGUUGUGUUGUGCAGUAUUUAGACAAAGAGUACUGUCCAAAGUAGAUGUACCACAGAUGAAGAUUGUUUAUCAUAGUAUAAGAACAUUGUGGAGAUCUCAUAGUUUAACAUUUGCUCGUUAUAAAUACCUGUCAACAAUGUCUUCCAUUGAUGUCAGUAAGGUAGAACAGCUCAAUCCUAUUAUUGGAGUAUGUCAAUUGACCUGCACAGUGGAUAAGGACAAAAAUUUCCAGAUUUCUAAAAGUUUGAUAGAAAGGGCAAAGAACAAAGGUGCAAAGAUGGUAUUUCUACCAGAAGCAGUAGAUUAUAUUGGGGAAUCUAAACAACAGAGUAUAGACAUGGCAGAGGAUCUUAAUGGUAUAACUAUAUCUAAAUAUCAAGAUUUAGCAAAGCAGCUAGGAGUAUGGAUAUCUGUUGGGGGAUUCCAUCAGAAGGUUAAAGAAGAAAAAAGAUUGCUGAACACACAUGUGUUGAUAGAUAACAAUGGAGAGAUACAAUCUACCUACAGUAAAGCUCAUUUAUUUGACCUUGACAUACCAGAGAAGGUCAGACUAUGUGAGAGUGAUUAUACUGUUCCAGGGGACAGAAUGGUAUCACCAGUGGAAACACCUGUUGGCAAAGUUGGACUUUCUAUUUGUUAUGAUUUAAGAUUUCCAGAAAUGUCUACUGCCUUAGCUAAGGAAGGAGCAGAUAUAUUGACAUAUCCCUCAGCGUUCACAGUACCAACAGGGAUGGCUCAUUGGGAAGUUUUAUUACGAAGUAGAGCUAUAGAGACACAGUGUUAUGUGGUAGCAGCAGCUCAGACUGGUAAACAUAAUGAAAAAAGACAAUCCUAUGGUCAUGCUAUGGUAGUAGAUCCCUGGGGAGCAGUAAUUGCACAGUGUAGAGAAGGUACAGAUGUAUGUGUAGCAGAAAUAGAUCUUUCCUAUCUCAAAAGUGUCAGGACCAACAUGCCAAUAUGGAGUCAUAGAAGACCAGACUUGUAUGGAGAAAUACAAAAUUUAUCAAAAAGUUCAGGCUGUGAUAUUGAUAGUGAAGAGAAGUAUCAGUUUGGACAUUGUUGGAUUAAAAACACUCAGGUUUUCUAUAAAACCAAAUUAAGUUAUGCUUUUGUGAAUAUUAAACCAGUUUUUCCUGGUCAUGUAUUAGUUGCCUCUUUACGACCAGCAGAGAGACUUAGUGACUUGUCACCUACAGAAAUAUCAGAUUUGUUCAACACAGUUCAGACUGUAUCCAAUGUAAUACAGAAGCAUUUCAAGGGGACAUCACUUACAGUUGCUGUUCAGGAUGGCAAAGAGGCUGGACAAACAGUUAAGCAUGUUCAUGUACACAUUCUGCCAAGAAGAGAGCAAGAUAUACCAAAUAAUGAUGAUAUAUAUCAUGAGCUUGAGAAGCACGAUAAAGAAAUGUUACAGUCUGAUAUGAGACCUGAAGAAGAGAUGGAGAAAGAAUCUAGAGAAUUACGAAAGUAUUUUAACCCAUAGACUGAAUUGAAAUGGAAAAGCCAAUGGACACUUGUUGCAAUACAUUUAGUGUUACUUUGUCAAUCUCAGUUAUUCAGAUCUUCUUUUAUUAAACAGAAAUGCAUAGUAUCUCAUCAAAAUGAACAUUGCAAUGAAAAGCACUGUUGCCCUCUUUAACUGAAGGAACCCCAUCACUUUCAGAAUGUAUAUUUUUGUGGUUAGAUUUAAUUAGACUAACUUUGACAAAAAGGUGGUGGUUGACUUACUAUAAGUCACCCCUGGUUUUGAUACUAAUUAGGAAUAGAAAUAGUUAAGGUUCAUGUUUUUACUGAAGCAAGGAGAGAUUAGUAAUUGGGUUGUCACUCAGUUGUUAAGGAGUGGGGCCUCCCCUCCACCCAACAAAGCUGAAAACAGUAAAGAACAAAAACAUCAGUUGCAUGUUAUAGUUAAUAAGCAGAUAUCAUGAACAUUCUCAUUAAAAAAAUAAUUUACAGUACAUAAAUUUAAUAUAACUCAAGAAUUUCCUUAAUUUUAACAAGUACAACAAAGAUUUCAAAAUGAUUUUUGAUUGUAAUCAGAUUUUAUUUUAAGUAUUGCAUUAUAAAAGUGGAUACUUAUAACAGAUUUUUUUGUUAAAGGGAAACUUCGCAAAAAAAUCAAAAAUUGAUAUUAUGUCCGUCCAUUCUGUAUAAAAAUGCUCAAAUUUAUAAAUAUUAAAGUUUUAUUCCGCUAGAUAAGAGAUCACCAUCGAUUUUAAAUUUUGAGUAUCAGUUCUCUGCCUUCCGCCAUUUUGUUAUCUUGUUCAAAUAAAAAUCACGAUAUGUCUAUAAACCACAAAGAAACAAAACUACAGUAACCGAUGUAGUCUUAAUUACGUGUCGAUAUCUUGUCAAUCGUACGGUUGUUUUAUCUGACUAACUAACUUGAUACGGAAAAUGUUCUUAUUUUUUUAAUAACCAUAUAGUCUGUUAUUUUUAAACUGUUAAUAUUGGAAUUAGUUAAAAAGUCAAAGUUCAAAUCAUAAAUAAGUGUUCUGUUAGGCAGAGUUUUGUUUUAUAAGGAGGUUUUUAAGAUUUUUUA
Molecule: messenger RNA, 2613 nt
Organism: Mytilus trossulus (common blue mussel)
Lineage: Eukaryota; Metazoa; Mollusca; Bivalvia; Mytilida; Mytilidae
Product: nitrilase and fragile histidine triad fusion protein NitFhit-like
Exons: 11
Coding region: 127-1554 (475 amino acids)
Molecular function (GO): hydrolase activity, acting on carbon-nitrogen (but not peptide) bonds, in linear amides
Source: RefSeq, a predicted model, not a curated record